Saccoglossus kowalevskii is the source of this 357-nucleotide messenger RNA. Its product is annotated as apolipoprotein A-I-like. NCBI's taxonomy places the organism in Eukaryota, Metazoa, Hemichordata, Enteropneusta, Harrimaniidae. The record is from RefSeq and is a predicted model, not a curated record.
AUGUGCCAGAAGUUAGGUGAACUCAGAAACAGAAUGUGCCAUAUGUUAGGUGAACUCAGAAACAGUAUGUGCCAGAAGUUAUGUGAACUCAGAAACAGUAUGUGUCAGAAGUUAGGUGAACUCAGAAACAGUAUGUGUCAGAAGUUAGGUGAACUCAGAAACAGUAUGUGCCAGAAGUUAGGUGAACUCAGAAACAGAAUGUGCCAUAUGUUAGGUGAACUCAGAAACAGUAUGUUCCAGAAGUUAGGUGAACUCAGAAACAGAAUGUGCCAUAUGUUAGGUGAACUCAGAAACAGUAUGUGCCAGAAGUUAGGUGAACUCAGAAACAGUAUGUGUCAGAAGUUAGGUGCACUCUGA